This is a messenger RNA of Cuscuta epithymum, 1415 nucleotides long. The record is from the annotation of a GenBank genome assembly. NCBI's taxonomy places the organism in Eukaryota, Viridiplantae, Streptophyta, Magnoliopsida, Solanales, Convolvulaceae.
CAAAACCUCUGCAUUCUCACGCACAACAAAUCACACCUCAAGCUAGCUGUUCAGCCGCUCUCUCUUUUCAUAUUUGGCCCUUCACUCAAGCUAUCGUCCUUUGCCAAAUCACUUAUUUCGGGCAGAUUUAUUUUCCUCCUACCAGCAGCAGUCGUUCUUUCUCUCUGUGUCGCUUUUCUUUGUUCUGGUACGAGAGUUUAGGGUCCUGAUCUUAUUGUGUCAGGCGAAUUCAGUUAUUCCACGUGGGUACACUCUGGUGCGCUUAGAGAAUCUAAUGGGAUGCAGGUUUGUCGGUUAAUAGAUGAGGAUGAAUACAGAUGGAAGGAAGGCCUCAUUAGAAAUACAUUUGCAGAUAGGGACGCAAAUGAAAUUCUGGCAAUACCGCUAUUCAGACUUGAUAGAGAAGACAUCCCCACAUGGCGUUAUGAGAAAGACGGGCGAUACUCUGUGCGGAGUGCAUAUAGACUUUGUAUGGAUAAGUUGGUGAAGACUGAUCACCUAAAAAAGAAAGGAAACUGGAUGCAUAUUUGGGAACUAGCAGUCCCGCCGAAGGUACGCAUGUUUAUGUGGAGACUUGGCCGAGAUUGCUUACCAAACCGAAGUAGACUAAGGGAGAAAGGUAUUUUCUGCCCAAAUGUAUGUGAAACUUGUGGAGGAGGUCCUGAAAAUAAUUGGCACAUUUUUUUGAAUUGUAAUGAGAGUGUGGCUGCCUGGUGUCAUGUAGGAUUGUGGGACAAAAUUGAAUUUGUGAUGCAGCAAGCAGAAUGUUUUGGAGAGCUAUUUAUGUUGGUUUUGGAGAAAUUUAUGGCAGAGGAGUUGAGGAUCUUUGCCAUGACAGCUUGGAGCAUCUGGCGGCGAAGAAACGUUUUGUGUUGGGAGAAUGUCAGAGAAUCUGUACAGCAGGUCUUAUCCAGAGGAGCGGAAGUGCUGCACACGUGGGAUGAGUACCAUGGUAAAGCUCGGGUCAGACAGAAGACUACGGAGUGCAACAGCAACUGGAAGCCUCCUCCAUGGCCAGCCCUUAAAUGCAAUGUUGAUGCAGCUAUCUUUAUAGAGGAUGGAAGGGCUGGUAUGGGCUGCUGCGUUAGGGACCAUCAGGGACAUUUCUAUAUGGCUAUGUCGGAAUGGUGCAAAGCAUCUCUCUCGCCGGUAGAAGCAAAGGUAUGGGGACUCCGUCAAGCAAUGAGUUGGAUGCAAAACAUGGAUCAUGAACAAGUCAUCUUCGAGAUGGAUUCAAAACAAGUAGUUCAGGAUGUGCAUUCAGCUCGGGAGGAUAUUUCAGAAUAUGGUUCGCUUCUAGAGGACUGCAAAUCCCUACUAGCAACAAAAAACAAUUUUAAAGUUGUUUUCACUAGACGAAAAGCAAAUAGUAGCGCCCAUGCUUUAGCUAGGAAGUCUAUUAAUUAUGCUUCUCG